ACCAAGUUUCAAUUGCGAAGUACAUGUGAAAGGGAAGUUAUAUUUUUAUUGCGAUAUAGUGCUGCAGUAAAUUACAAUAAUUUGGAGUAAAAAAAUAUUAAAAACGUGUAUAAAGUAGUCAUAGAUCAUUAUAAAAUAAGUGAAAUGCACACUUUUAACGAUAUGAGUGCUGGUGUUCCUGCAUUCUUGGCUAAACUAUGGCGUCUUGUGGAGGAUCCGGAUACCAAUAACUUGAUAUGUUGGGGCAAUGACGGUCAGAGUUUUAUUAUUCAAAAUCAAGCACAGUUUGCCCGGGAACUUUUACCUCAAAAUUAUAAACAUAACAACAUGGCAAGCUUUAUACGUCAGCUUAAUAUGUAUGGAUUCCACAAAAUAACUUCAAUUGAAAACGGUGGAUUGAAAUUUGAUAAAGACGAAAUGGAGUUUUCGCAUCCAUAUUUUAAACGUAAUUGUUCAUAUUUAUUAGAACACAUUAAACGCAAAAUAGCCAAUCCAAAAAAUGAUGAAAAAACAGGUAUUAAACCUGAAGCAGUAACAAAAGUACUACAAGAUGUGAAAGCUAUGCGUGGUCGCCAAGAUUCUCUAGAUUCUCGAUUCUCCGUUAUGAAACAAGAAAAUGAAGCAUUGUGGAGGGAAAUAGCAUCAUUAAGACAAAAACAUGCUAAACAACAACAAAUUGUAAAUAAGCUUAUUCAAUUCCUUAUAACAAUCGUACAACCGUCACGUAACAUGUCAGGUGUUAAACGACAUAUGCAGUUAAUGAUAAGUGACACACCAGAAAACGUAAAAGAUAGAAAACCCAGUGAAUCGGGAUCGGAUAGUGGUCCUGUUAUACAUGAGCUCAGUGAAGAAUUGCUAGAUGAAGUUGAAGAUUCUGGUCAGGAAUUUAUUAACAAUCCGAAUAGUUCUUAUGUCAGAGAUAUAACUAGCAACAUGGAUGGUGAAAGUUUUUCACCUUUAAAUAUCGAUAGACCUCGAUCAAAUAUAAGUCACAUAUCUCAAGAUUGUGAUUUUUCAAAUCAAAGCGAUGAUGAUUUAAUAAAUACUUCAAUACUUGAGGGAACUGUUGAUAAUACAGGCGGUUCUUCCAUUGUUGAAUCCAUAAAACCAGAUGGAUCAGAAGUUGUUUAUCAUGUUACUGAAAUUCCUGAUUCUCACUCUACUGAGAUAACAAACGUUAAUUAUAACGAAGACAAUAUAUUAAAUACACCAAUGGGUCAAGAACAAAUGGCGCGUUCAAUGUUACUAAAGCAAAAAAACAAACAACGUCGUAAUAAAAACUUAAAUAGGGAUAGUACACCGUCUACAUCAGCUAAAGCAAAAAAACUUCAACAAAUACAUCAACAUGAAAUACCGCCUAUUGUAAUCAAAUCGGAAAUAAAUACUGAUUCAAAUUCGUUUCCAGAUAAUGAAAUAAUAACAUUCCCCAAUUUAAAUGAAAAUGCAAAUGUAAAAGCCGUUUCUCCUUCUGUUAUUAAUUCUCUUCAGAAUAAAGCACCAAAUUUGUAUAUUACAAAUGAUUUCAUACCAAAUGAGAUUCCUGCAAAUAUAUUUGAGGAUUCAAAUGAAAAUUUUACUCCUGAAUUUGGAUUAGGUGAACAAAAACGUAGUAUUUUGAACGGUGCAUCUAUAAGUGACCCAGAAUUAAUAAAAAACUCGACGCCAUCAUCGAGUAACAUUAAUUCGAAUACGGAAAAAAAGGAUUCUACUGAACAAAAUAAAGGUGAUAACAAUAUGGCUAUUACGAAAUAUAAAAGCGGCAAAAUUGAUAGUGAUGGAAAUUUGUGUGAUGAUGUACAUGGACAUUUGGAAAGUAUGCAAGGAGAACUUGAUUCUCUUAAAGACUUACUUCGUGGUGAAGGUUAUUCACUUGAUGCAAAUACGUUAUUGGGACUUUUUAAUGAUGGUGAUUUUUUAAAUUCCUACGGUUUAAGUCUAAAUGGUGACCAAUUAAACGACAAAAAAGGAUCAGAAGUAAUGACUUAUCAACCAUAUUAUGAUUUUUCUGAUAUAAUGGAUAUGACUGAUAAAGACGAAAUAAAUGCAAGUUCUUCUGAUGCAGUUAAAACUUCACUUCCAGGUGGAGGGUCAGAUUCAGUUCUGAACACUCCUUAUCAUGAGUGAGGUCCAAGCUUUGACUAUACCAGUGUUUGGAGCAAUUUUGUUAUAUAUAUUUAGUAAUAUUUUACUAACUUUAUUAAUAAUAUAAAUAUUUUUACAAUAUAAUAA
This is a messenger RNA of Teleopsis dalmanni, 2229 nucleotides long. RefSeq names its product heat shock factor protein (gene Hsf). Gene Ontology annotation, molecular function: DNA-binding transcription factor activity; sequence-specific DNA binding. The coding region runs from base 145 to 2124 and encodes 659 amino acids. The record is from RefSeq and is a predicted model, not a curated record. The transcript has 10 exons. Lineage: Eukaryota; Metazoa; Arthropoda; Insecta; Diptera; Diopsidae. Gene Ontology annotation, biological process: regulation of DNA-templated transcription.